Messenger RNA from Mytilus trossulus (common blue mussel), 420 nucleotides. RefSeq names its product protocatechuate 3,4-dioxygenase beta chain-like. The record is from RefSeq and is a predicted model, not a curated record. Lineage: Eukaryota; Metazoa; Mollusca; Bivalvia; Mytilida; Mytilidae. The coding region runs from base 1 to 420 and encodes 139 amino acids. Gene Ontology annotation, molecular function: oxidoreductase activity, acting on single donors with incorporation of molecular oxygen, incorporation of two atoms of oxygen; ferric iron binding. The transcript has a single exon.
AUGGAAAUAUGGCAAGCAGAUCACGAUGGAAAUUAUCAAAUAUCAACGGACUGUAGGGGGUUCUUAAACACUGAUCAACACGGAUAUUAUGAAUUUACUACUCUACACCCUGGAAAGUAUAAAACAGACCCGGAGAGUUAUCUUUUCCGACCGGCUCAUCUACAUUUUAAGAUAUUCGGACAGCAUAAUCACAAGGACCUUGUUACACAAAUGUACUUUUAUGGAGAUAGUAACCUUGGAUGGAAUGAUUCUUGUCAUGUAUGUGCAUCAGACCGAAAAGAUUUGAUUGUCAAAACUGUUCUCUUUUGUGAUGAAGACGACUUGGAAGAAUGUACUGAAAUUGCGGAAUUUAAUAUUGUUUUAGAGAAGGGCAAAGGAACGUCAGUAACUUUUGCUGAUUACGAUUACGAAUAUAGAUAA